Molecule: messenger RNA, 750 nt
Organism: Miscanthus lutarioriparius
Lineage: Eukaryota; Viridiplantae; Streptophyta; Magnoliopsida; Poales; Poaceae
Source: the annotation of a GenBank genome assembly
AUGGCCGCCGCGGGAAGGAAUUCGGGCGUCCUCGCGCUCUUCGACGUCGAUGGCACUCUCACAGCGCCGCGCAAGGUGGUGACGCCAGAGAUGCUAGAGUUCAUGAAGCAGCUGCGCCAGCAUGUGACUGUGGGCGUGGUUGGCGGAUCUGAUCUUGUGAAGAUUACCGAGCAGCUCGGUAAAACAGUUAUUACUGAUUAUGAUUACGUCUUCUCUGAAAACGGCCUGGUUGCACACAAAAAUGGCCAACUAAUUGGAACUCAAAGUUUGAAAUCAUUUGUUGGAGAAGACAAGCUAAAGGAAUUUAUUAACUUCACUCUUCAUUACAUUGCUGACUUGGAUAUCCCAAUUAAAAGGGGUACGUUCAUAGAGUUCCGAAGUGGAAUGAUUAAUGUAUCUCCUAUAGGAAGAAACUGUAGCCAAGAAGAACGUGAUGAAUUUGAGAAGUAUGAUAAGGUGCAUAACAUUCGACCUAAAAUGGUGUCAGUGCUUCGUGAAAAGUUUGCACACAUGAACCUGACAUUUUCUAUUGGAGGGCAGAUUAGUUUUGAUGUAUUUCCCCAAGGUUGGGACAAGACUUACUGCUUGAGAUAUCUUGAGGAAUUUCAAGAAAUCCAUUUCUUUGGGGAUAAGACCUACAAGGGUGGCAAUGACUAUGAGAUAUUUGAAUCUGAAAGAACAGUUGGCCAUACAGUUACCAGCCCCAAUGACACAGCUCAGCAAUGCAGAUCUCUCUUCAUGUCGAAAUGA